Oncorhynchus tshawytscha (Chinook salmon) is the source of this 3781-nucleotide messenger RNA. RefSeq names its product kelch-like family member 30 (gene klhl30). The record is from RefSeq and is a predicted model, not a curated record. The transcript has 8 exons. Lineage: Eukaryota; Metazoa; Chordata; Actinopteri; Salmoniformes; Salmonidae. Gene Ontology annotation, molecular function: protein binding. The coding region runs from base 252 to 2039 and encodes 595 amino acids.
CACUACAUAGGGAAUAGGGUGCUAUUUAGCCGAAGUAGUAUUGCCCAAUGACUUGGCUCUAACAGUUGUCCUCCAUACUGCCAACUACAUGUUGUUCUUCCUGGCCUCUCUCUGAACCACACACUCCAUUUACCGGAAAUAUGAGCAAUUAUUCCCUUUAGUUACCCUCUCUGGUAACAUUGACAGCAGCUGUUUGGGCCGGGGCUCUGAAACAGAAUAAGUGGUUAGAGAUCAGAAGUGUCGUGGUCACCAUGGUGCGUAAUGUGGACGAUCUGGACUUUUGCCUUGCCUCCCACCCCCAGAGCAUCCUGGAGGGGCUACGCUCCCUCUGCUGCAACCCCAAACUAGUGGACGUGACUCUGGCAGCGGGCGGCCGCGACUUCCCCUGUCACCGGGCCGUCCUGGCGCUCUGCAGCGUCUACUUCCACUCCAUGUUCUCCGGGGACUUUGUGGAGAGCAUCGCGGCCCGGGUGGAGCUGCACGGUGUGGAUCCUGACAUAAUGGCUUCCCUUCUAGACUUCUGCUACACAGGGAAACUCACCAUCAACCAGGGAAACGUGGAGGGCCUGAUACGCACGUCCAGUCAGCUACAGUUCCAGGCGGUCCGGACUGUGUGCAGCCGUUAUCUCCAGCACCAGAUCGAUGCCACCAACUGCCUGGGGAUCCUGGAGUUCGGGGAGGUACACGGCUGUCCCGAGGUGGUAGCAAAGGCCUGGGGAUUCCUUCUGGAGAACUUUGAGGCCGUACAGCGCUGGGAGGAGUUUCCUCUGCUGGAGAAGGAGAGGUUAGUUGCGUGUCUGUCCAACGAGAGGCUACAGACCAGGACAGAGUGUACCCGUGUGGAGGCAGCCCUGGCCUGGGUGAGACACCACCAAGAGUCCCGACUCCCCCACCUCCCAGAGCUUCUGGGGCUGACCCGCCUGGCCCUCCUGUCCCCUGACUACCUCACUAACACCCUAAUGAAGGACAGCCUGGUUCUAGCCUCUCUCAGCUGUGUGGAGGUGGUGGAGAGGGUAUGCAGAGAGAAAAUGGACGUGAAGCCAGGAGAUGUGGUCCAGAGUGGCAGCCCGAGUCCCCAACCCAACCUGGAGGAGGUGUUAUUCGUGAUGGGAGGACGCUCGCUGGACGACUCAGAUGACGAAGAUGAUGAUGAUGAAGACAGAGACCCCAGGCUGCUGCCCGGAAACUGUGGCUUCUACAACCCUAAGACACAACAGUGGUAUGAGCUGCCAGUCUUCCCCAACCACAACAAGUACGGAUACUCUGUGGUCUCUUUGAAUAAUGACGUUUAUGUCACAGGGGGCUCGAGGGGUUCCCAAUCCAACACCUGGUCGACCACAGAGACCUGGAAGUACAUCACCAGAGAAGGACGGUGGGUGACGGUGGCUCCCAUGCUCCGGCCCCGGACUAACCACACCUCAGCAGCCCUCAGCGGAGAGAUAUACGUCAUCGGAGGCACUACAAUGGACUUUGUAGACAUUGAGCACUAUGACCCAUACAAUGACACCUGGGCCCGAACAUGCCCUGCAGUGAAAUACGUCACAAACUUCACAGCGACUGCCUGCCAUGGUAAACUAUACGUGAUAGGCUCCUGUGCUGUUAAGUACAACGCCUUGACUCUGCAGUGCUACAAUCCUGUUAUAGAUGGGUGGAGUAUCAUCUGCUCUCCCUUCAUCCCCAAGUACCUGUCCUCUCCUCGCUGUGUCUCAGUGGAGGGGCUCAUCUACCUGAUCGCUGACAACACUAAGAAGGUUUACUGCUACGACCCACUGGCUAACAUGUGGCAGAAGGUCCAGCUGCUGCACAUGCUCCAUGAGAACGGAGAUCUGGUGGCGUUGGACAGUCAGCUCUUUGCAACGGGGGGUCACUGGAAGGGCAUGGAGGGGGACUACGGGGUGGAGGUGGAGGUGUACAACAGAGCUUCUAACAGCUGGAAGGUGGAGUGUUUCCUACCAAGGCUCUGGAUCUACAGCGGGACAUGUUCUGUCUUCCUGGACCCCUCCCAGUGGUCCGACCCAUUCCCCCUCGAUGAAACCUAAAUGGAACGGUCGGGUCCAUGGCAUGCAGCACUUGAAGUGGAAAGAUAGAGGUGCUGGUACUCAUUUUAGGUACUGGUUUUAACUUAAAAGUACUGGUGUAGUCGACCAGAUUGUAGGGGUGAAUAUUCUAGAUGUGCAGUCAGCACUUAAAGGCCCAGUGCAGUCAAAAACAUGAUGUUCCUGUGUUUUAUAUAUAUAUAUAUAUGUCCACACUAUAAGGUUGGAAUAAUACUGUGAAAUUGUGAAAAUGACGACAAUGCCCUUUUAGUGUAAUUGCUCUUUGAAAAGACUCCCUGACAUUUCAGCCUGUUUUGAUUGGAUGCAGUUUUGGCCUGCCUUGUGACAUCAACAGACCGUAAAUUAGUUAAUUGGCCAAUAAGAAAAAAAGUUACAAACCUCUCUGCCAAUUACAGCUAGUUUUCAGAUUUCCACUCCCCACUCAGAACACUCCCAGAGACUCCUAGCAAAACUAUUUUAUUGAGAAAUUGCUCUUUGCUAUUUAAAAUAAACCAGAGUACUUAAUUGUUACCCAGAAAUGAUUUAAUAUGGAGACCUUUAAUUAAGCAGUAGAUGCAGAUCUAAUUCAAGUACUGAGCCCACGGCACUGAGCCCACGGCACCGAGCCCACGGCACCGAGCCCACGGCACCGAGCCCACGGCACCAAGCCCACGGCAUUGAGCCCACGGCCACAACAGACUGAUCUCAGGGUUAUAGUGCACAGACUAUUGUCAGACUUUUAUUGCCGUAGACUACUGUAUGCAUGUGGAAUGUUGUUCAUCUCUAGAUUAUGGAGGGUUGUCUUUAUACACUCCAAUAGCACGUUACUUGGUCCUCUAUGCUGCCUUGCCCAAUUCUUCUUCCCUUGUUAUUUUGUAACGUUAUACUCCUGUGACGAUGUGUUUAUUUAUAUUGUUACUUCCUGACUUCCCGAAACAUCUGUUGGCGUCUGUAUUAUUGAGAUUGUUUGUUUGUUUGUGUGUUGACUUAUUCAAACUUUGUAGAAAAUGUGAUGUUUAAUCAAAACAUCUUUGUAAAUACGUUUUUUUUUAAUGGUGGAAAACAUGGAAUAUUUCAUUAUUUACAGCAUAUGCUUUAGUGCUAUUUUGCAAUAGUGCCUUUCAACCUGUGUUUGUUUAUAAAGAACUCACUGGGCACAGUGUCAAUUCAACUCACUGGGCACAGUGUCAGUUCAACUCACUGGGCACAGUGUCAAUUCAACCCACUGGGCACAGUGUCAAUUCAACCCACUGGGCACAGUGUCAAUUCAACCCACUGGGCACAGUGUCAGUUCAACCCACUGGGCACAGUGUCAAUUCAACCCACUGGGCACAGUGUCAAUUCAACCCACUGGGCACAGUGUCAGUUCAACCCACUGGGCACAGUGUCAAUUCAACCCACUGGGCACAGUGUCAGUUCAACGUCCACCUGAUUUGGAUUUAGGUUAAAAGUUGGGUGAAAAAAAUCCGAAAUGCCCUUACGUUGAUAACUUUUUGCAAAUCCAAUUGGUUUUCCAUGUUGAUUCAACAUAAUCACAUAGAUUUUUGGGGGGGGUUGAAAUGAUUUGGAGACAAUGUUAACUCAGUAGCGGAGUGUUUACGCAGGUAUAUCCAGGCUGUAUCACCUCCCGCCAUGUUUGGGAGUCCUAUAGGACGGCGCACAAUUGGCCCAGCGGGUUCUGCCCGGGUGGGUCGUCAUUGUAAAUAAGAAUUUGUUCUUAAUUAACUGACUUGACUAGUUAAAUA